Messenger RNA from Xenopus tropicalis (tropical clawed frog), 6673 nucleotides. It is a transcript of the gene pdgfa, whose product is annotated as platelet derived growth factor subunit A. The coding region runs from base 614 to 1288 and encodes 224 amino acids. Lineage: Eukaryota; Metazoa; Chordata; Amphibia; Anura; Pipidae. Gene Ontology annotation, cellular component: extracellular region; membrane. The transcript is spliced from 7 exons. Gene Ontology annotation, biological process: signal transduction; positive regulation of cell population proliferation. Gene Ontology annotation, molecular function: growth factor activity. The record is from RefSeq and is a predicted model, not a curated record.
UUGUGUUGCUCAGUAGAGAGAGAGAGAGGGGGCGGCGCCUGGGAGCUGGCAGCGCUAUAAUCCCCACUCUCCCUAGCACAGGCCGUUGCUCUCAGAGCUGCGCUCAGUCCGACAGGAGUUUCGCAGCGUUCGGGAUUGUUCGCAUUGGCCGAUCAGGUGCGACUGCGGAGCGCUCAGGCUACAGGCUGUUCCAUCUGGUGCAAGGGGGGAGCAACCUUUGGAAAGUUCAUUGAUCCCCCCCUAUUUAGCGCGGCCGUGCUCUUUGCCAGCUUUGUGCUAACGUUGGAUUGAGAGGGGAGGGGGUGCAGAAGGAGCUCCGGCAGACAGGUGAUGGGCGUUUCAGUGGAUACGUUGGGCUGAUCUGAGCGCUAAACAUGCACAUUCUGCGCCUCAUCCACUGCUGAAGGCGCCCAACCAUCAGCCAGCGAAACCUGGGGGAAAGGGGGUCUAUAGUGGAUACACCUAAAACAAACCUGCGCCUUAUCUGCCGCUUUCCUGGGCUGUUGUUUUGCCCCUAAGGGAUGGUACUGACUCCCCCAGCUACAGGAGCGGGUCUGCGGCUCCUACUGCAAAACGUUGCAUUGUCAUUGAGCAGAAAUCGCAGCAGGACGCAAUGAGGAUCUGGGCUUGGAUUCUGCUGCUAAGCGUCUGCUGCUACCUGUCUCCUUCAUUGGGCGAGGAAGCAGAGAUCCCCCAGGAGCUGAUCGAGAGGCUGGCUCACAGCGAAAUCCGCAGCAUCAGCGACCUGCAGCGUCUCCUGGACAUUGAUUCCGUAGGAGGAGGCGAGGAUGCUUCUGGAGCCAACAUAAGAUCACAAACACGCGACUUUCGCCAUAAUAGGCUUGUGCCAGAGAAGCGUUCUGUUCCCAGUCGCAGAAAAAGAAGUGUUGAAGCAGUUCCUGCUAUCUGUAAAACAAGAACUGUUAUAUACGAGAUACCUCGUAGCAAAAUUGAUUCGACAUCUGCCAAUUUUCUAAUCUGGCCUCCGUGUGUGGAGGUGAAACGAUGUACGGGAUGCUGCAACACCAGCAGUGUCAAGUGCCAGCCAUCAAGGAUACACCACAGGAGUGUCAAGGUGGCAAAAGUAGAAUAUGUAAGAAAGAAACCCAAAUUAAAAGAAGUUCUUGUGCAGUUAGAGGAACAUCUGGAAUGCACGUGUACAGCAAACUCUAAUUCAGAUUAUCGAGAAGAAGAAACCGGCCUUUUCACCAGCCCUGCCCUUGUGUUAACAGGAAGGACUAGGGAAACAGGUAAAAAACGGAAAAGAAAAAAACUAAAGCCAACCUAAUAACCGUCUGGAAAAUAAUUUUGAACGGCAGAUGUGAGGUGAAAAUAAGCUAGACAGGAUCAUCUGGGACUCGGAUGUGUACUCCAUGUUACAUUCCCGAAUCUUCUACGUAUGGUGCUUUAUUGACUGUUUCGUUUUUGUUCUCUUGUGCAGAAAGACAGGAAAAAAAAACUUGUUCAAACGACACUCUGUGAGAACAAAGGAACAAUGUACAUUUCUUUAAUGUGACAUCAAAGCAAGUAUUGCAGCACUCUUACAGAGAAGAGACCGCUUCCCCUGUCAGAAAAACUGCAGCAACAAAACAAGAUGGCGGAUGGCUGAAAGAAGGAUAUCACAUUAAAAAAGUACUGCAAACCAUAGGGAUUGAAUAGAGGCCUGAUGUCCAAGCAACGGUGCUUUAUGUCAAGAGAUGUGCCUGCUUUUGCUGUUUUCAAGAUGGAUGUUUAUUGAUAGAAACAUGGCAAAGAAAAGCCAGGAAUGUAUCAAAUGAAUGUGUCGACGCAGAAGCUACAAAAACAAUGCAUCCUUGCUCAGUGGUGUUUAAAGUCUUCACAAAAACCUGGGAAGCCUUAAGUGGACUUUUUUUUUUAAUUAAACAUAGCGUAACUAUUAAGCUUUGGGGUAAAUAAAGUAUAACAGCACCAUCCUAGCACUAAGCAGCCAUCUGCCUCUAUAGUGGUCGAUGACUGCUAGACAUAGCCUAGUCCUAUUGGGCAGAGGAAGAGCUCUCUAGUGUUGGAUUUGUUUUAGGUGGAUUCACUCUUGCUGGUUAUGCAGGUAUAAAAUAUUCGAUUAAAUAAUAUUUCUGUUAUUUUGUAAUUAUUUGAAAAAUUCCAACUCAACAGUUUCCGGGAAUACAAAAAGCUGUCAAAUGAUAAAGUUGACUAUUAUUGAACAAACUAACAAAUGUUGAUGUGCAAUGUUACAAAAGAGAAAUAAGACCCAGCAUAGCUGUUUGAAUGCUGAUCUGUGAGCACCUAUUGCAAUCAUUUUAGGUUUUGUUGUGUAGAAUGGGAUUAGAAUUACUCUCUAGAGUAGUAAUUCCCAAACUGUGGGGCUGGCCCCCAGUGGGGACAUGGAGUAGUGCCGGGGGGCCUGAAGUAGAGAUUAUUAGGGUGAGAUUUGGGCUCAAGAACAUAUUUGCUGCCUAGAUAUUCAUGGAACUAUGGCUAAAAGAAUGAUCUACCAAGGUUUUACCAAAUCUGUAACCUUGUUAUGAGAUAAUGGUUGGACUUCAAAGGAAAGUUUAAACUGAAAAAGCUACCAAGCACUGUUCUAGAGCAUUAGAAGUUUUUUAGGUGAGAGAUCUAACAGUUCAACAAAAAGUAAAUAUGAUGUUUUCUGUAUUAAAAUGAGCAGACUCCAUUGGUCCAGUAACCUGUAGAAACCAAUCAGAAGUUAGCUUUUACUGGCCUAGCUCAGAUAAAAUGACAAAAGCAAACAUCUGAUGUGGGUUACUCCAAAUAUGGUCUAAACCUGGAGGCAAUCAGAUAAUAAAGAGGGGAAAUCAGAUAAGAAAUAGGGUGCAUAUUAUACUUGCAAGAGUGAAUCUACUUAAAUUGUUCCCUAGCCACCUUCUCCCUUGUUUUAAUGUCCAAUGGCAAAUAUUUGCAAGGAACGUGUAGAGGUCUGCUAUGAAUCUAUAGUAUUAUUUUCUAGCAGGAUGCAAUCUAAUGAACUGUAUUCAAAUAUAGAGAAGCAAAGGUAUAUAUAUAUAGCUGAUAUCACCCCCCCCUACUUUUGUUUCCGUUGUGUCUGCAUAAUUUAAUAAUUUGAAAUAAAAUGUACCUUAAUAAAUCAUGGGAUAUCCGUGAAACAUCACACUUGUGCCAGUUGCCUAAUAGCGCUAAUUUUUCUUUCUUUUUAUUUCUGGCAAGUUAUUAUUUUAUCAUACACAACCAACAUUUUCACAUAGCAAAAAAAACAAAACAAAAAAAAAGCGUGAAAUGGACAUUUUUAUUCUUGUAAGUGCAUUGUACAGUGUCACAGUAGCAAGGGAAAAAGAUAUUUGCUACAUGUGUUUGAACAAAUCCUAAAAUUCUUUAUUUUUGGUAAAAAAAAGUAUGCUUAUGUGUAUUCAACAGAAUUGUGUUUUUUUUUUUUUUGUAAAGUUGAAGUUUGUAUUUUUAUCUAAAAUUAACAUUUUUAUAUAAGUAAGAAAGCCUGCUAUGUUUUCUUGAACCAAAAAAAAAAAAAAUAUAUAUAUACAUACUGUGGUCAUAUUUUUGUAGCACCAUGUCCUAAACAUAACAGAUAUUUUUAGCUAUAUUGUAGCUUUUGCCAAUAAGUGUUUGAGCACAAGGUGUAUGAUAUCCUAUGUCUUACUGCUGUUUUUGAAAAAUUCCUUUGGAAACUGCUCCUCCCAUAUGGCAAAUCUACAACGAAACUUCUCUAUCUCUAUAUAUAUAUUUAUAAAACUAUAUUUCCAAAUGUCACCCUGCCUUUGAACGCCAUUGAGCCUGGCAUGGUUUUAAGUGAAUCUGUAAAGGUUUCACUGAAUGAUACCGUUUUUUCGGCUUCCGCUAAGAUUGCAUCCAGAUUGAUGUGGGAGAUAAACUGUGUCAUAAACAUCAGGUAGUGAAUAACUAUAGUCCUGUCCUAUCUUUAUAUGCUUGCUGGGCAUACUCUGUCCUCAAUCUUGUUGUUGCUCCAUUCAGUCUCAAAGGGUGGAACUUAAUAACAUAGGGACUUUGUAGCUUGGAUCAAGACAUAUCGAUCCAAAUUGGUUAUGAUAUUAGUACAGAGUUGCACUUAUGUUCAAACUUCCCCCUUCUAGGUUGCACGUUAAAAAAAUGACCAGGGACCUUGUAGAACUGAAAAUAAUGAACGGGUAUCAGUACACCUAACAUAUUAACCACUUGAUGCACAUUAUCCUUUGUUUCUAUCUAAAAAGAUUGUUUCUUCCUCCUAAUACUGACACCAAGAUUGUUCAAAUAUCAAAAGGUCCAACUGACUCAUCCCCAGCAAUGAAAUCCAUACAAACUAAAACUCCAUAAUAUCCCAUUCAUUCAGUGGACCGUAUUCUUGUAAAUUUAUGACAACUUUGUAAAGAGGCAAAUUGGUCUAUGGUGAAGUAAGGCCUUAUGGGGGUCAAAGUCAGUUUGGGAAUGUCAACUGCGAGUUGUUACUACAUAAUGUGUCAUUUGCAUUUAGAGACUUUGAUAAAGGAAAACACUUCUAGAAUGGAAACAUGGCAGUGUGAGAUGCAAACAUGAACACACAAACAAAUACACACAAAUAAACUCAUGUUUUAUUAUGCUGGCUGUGUGAGUAACUCAACAGAAAAAUUACACCCUGUUUAUAAACUUUAAUGGUAUUUUUCCUUUAUGUAUAUACUCUAUGGUUAUGUAUAAAGCUUAGCCUAUUCUGUGUGCAGAAUAUUCCUUCUUCGCAAAUUUGCCUUUAUAAAUGAUAAAAAAGGGGUUCAUUCCACGGGCCUCAAUAUCAGACAUUCUUGUUGUCAUUAUAAAAGUCCCAUUCGGAAAGAGAAAUCUGCCGUGGUAGGCAGCGUGGCACCUUAAAUGUUUUGGUGAUAAGCUGCAGAGGAGGGAUAUUUUCUACAGAUAAAUGGGUUUUCGUUGUUAUUUUUGUAUCUGGUUUAUUGUUUAUAAAUAGGGUAUAAUUUCACUUUCAAAACAAACGUGAGCAAAAUAGGGGGUCAGGAUCUGGAUCUGUAGGUUGCUGCUAACUGGACACAUGAAACAAUAUUUCUGCCAUCGCAGAUAAAUAAACAAUUUCAUACUGCAGUAGACCUUAAAACCUAGAAAACUAAUUGUGCUUUUUCUCAGCAGGGUAUAGAAAAUCCUUUUUUCAUUCUCUGACCCCUAACAUCAGGAGGACCAUCUGUGCUCUUAUCAUGGUAUAUAGAGUUGUAUGCACAAACCUAAAUCAUUCACUAUAUGGGUGUUUGCUCAAACCUCUCCAAUGUACAUCUGUUCCCAUAGAGGAAUAUGCUCUUGCAUGGCAUCUCUUCCCUGUAGCAGCUAUGUAUUCUGUAGACAGCGCGUUUUGCAUAGUUCUCCAAGGGAAGAGGGCACUGCCACUGUUUUUAAACUAUUUAUAGUAUGAAAACAUCCCAUAUGCCAUGGCCCAGUUGAGGGGUAUAAGUUUUGUGGAUACAGUUGUGCAUCACAUGAUAAGUAUACGUACAGAUCUCCUGUUAUUGGGGGCCUGACAUCCAGGCCUGGUAACCAAGGCAAUAACAUGUGCAUUAGACAGAGCAAAUGCUUUCAGCAGGUGUUUUAACUAAUGUAUAGUCAUAGACUGAGUCGAAGAACACUACAAAAAAGUAAAAUAUAUAAGGUUGUGUUUAAAAGUUUUUCCUGGUCUGUAACUCAUAGCAGCCAAUUAACCUAUAGAUUUCAUUGGUCUACUGCAAUCAGAAGAGAGACAGCAAAUGGUUGAUUGGUUGCUAUAGGCUACUGGGCUAGGGAAGUGUUUGCCAUAACCCUGGUAGUUUUGUUUUAGAGCCCAUCCCCAGUUUUGAUGAGAUUUAUAUUAUUUUUCAUGUUAUGGGGGAAGAUGAUUAUACAGUGUAAAUUGGUUGAUUUUUAAAAAAAUAUUUUUAUGCUUCCUACUGGAAAAUAGCAUGGCUGAGUUUGCACAUCUUAUGGGUCUAUUGUAGUAGGGAAACUGUCAUGUAUAUACAUGUGGCAAAUUUCACAUGUAAGAUUAUAUAUGUUAAUGUGUCUUUAAAAAAACUGUGCCUGUGUGAGCCAAAAAUGUAGUUUAAUCAUUAAAAGCCAAAAUGCAUUGUUGGCAAAAGAAACCCUAUAGUAAAGAAAUAUAAAACUGACAAACUUUAUAUUUAAAAUCAAAGCACCUCUAGUCAUCGUAUUCUUUAGAGAACAUUCCCAUAAGCCAUUGCCAUUUUAAGUUUCCACAACAGUCUUAAAAAAGAAAACCAACAACAUGGAGACUCACAUAGCUCUUGUAGCUGUAAUUGACUUACAAUCCUUGCAUCCUUUCUGGGGGCUUCUGAGUUGUAGUUUAUAAGCUAGAAGUGUCAGUUUGCUUGUGCCCCUAGUUAACCUGUACGUAGGGGUGAAUACCCUAUGGACCUCUGUAAGUUUUCAUCACAGUUAAAGGGACGCGGACUGGUCGUUCCUGCCUUACGCUGUAAUCAUUUUCUCACAAAGUUGCAUCCAAAGCCCAAACUGGAAAUACAUGUAUUCAGUUGUGUGUGCUCUUCUGCAAUUAAGUGUACAAUUCAUAAUGUUAUGCACAUGAAUGUCUGUGUCUGCGUAAAGAAAAAGAAACCCUGUAUAAAAGUGUAAUUUAUAUAUUUAUGUUUCGAUGGGAUGCCAAUAAUGUUGCUCAGUUUGUUUAUUGCCUAAAAAUAUCUAAUGAAGAUUUGUAUAUCCAUUAAACUGAUGUAGAUGGAAA